CUUUUUUAAUAUAUGACUAAGCAAAAGUUCUGAAAUAAGAAACUUGGGUUCAUAAAAGAAUAUGCAUAUUUUAUAUGUACAACAAUUACCUUUUUACUUAAGCUGAAAGCAAAUUUCAGAUUGUUGAGAAUUUCCCAGAAAAGGGAAAAUCCAGAUAGGAUCCAUUUAACAUUGCCUGUCCCGGUCUGCCCCACUGACUCACUGAUGGGCCUGUUGAGCUUGGUACCAAGUGCUGAGUGACAAAUGGGGACAUGCACGACUGGCUUUGGCUGCCCCAGCCAGUCGCAAGACAGCCAAGUACCCAUGCCAAGUGGCAUGGAGACUCGGCGUGCUGCAAAGCUGCUUACCCAGCAGGAGCAUGGGACCUCACCCUGGCAGGGGCUGAGCAACCCCAGAGGUGCUGAGCACUCUUUUCCCAGCUCAAGUCCAGCCCUGGGAGACGCCAAGCACCAUGCAGCGCUCAGCAGGCUCAGGAGCACACCGGUGGUAUUGCACUUUUGGGGGUGAACUGUGUACCCCCCUCCCAGCUUCAGUCACAGAGCAGAAGGCCACUAACUUCUCCUUGCCCUUUAAGGGGGGGUUCAGAUGUCCCAAAGACACGAGGAGGCACUUAACAACACCUGUGCUGCAGAACAGACAGCAAAGUGGGGAACCUUCUGUGUUUUCUUUGUCCCCUAAAAACUCUGCUCUUGCUAUCAAAAACGAGGCCAGAAGAGAGCUGUGCAGCACAUCCUCUCUCUCCUUCACUACCUGCUGUUUUGAGCAGCUCUCCAGUUUCUCUAACACUCUCCCUCUCCACCGUGUCAGCGAGAGCACAGCCCAUUGGAAGGGAAAGGUAUGGCAUGAGGAGGCUUUGCAAUUGGUAGAGGCAGAAAAUCUUUCUCCUCUGCUUCAGAUAUUCUUGCAGCCUCGUGAAUAAAGCACUACUUUUCCCCCAAAUUUAAUAUAUCUCUUUAGUGACAGCCCCAUUCUGCUCUGAGCGCUUCACUUCUGUGAACAAUGUGCAUGGAACUCACUCCUUUGUGCCUGGAAGUAAACAAAUGGACUACUAAUUUAAAUGAAUGAUUUUUAAAUUCCGUAUUCUUUAUCGUAAUAUUCAUUUAGUUCUUCUAUUAUACAGGGUGCAAAGAGAAAACUGGAAGUUGCUUUCAAAGCAAUGAUAAGUUACCAUUUUAAUGAUUCCUUAUGUUGUGAGUAAUUUAUAAAUCACCCGGUAUCUUCUCAGCAAAGCUUGCCUCUGUUUUUAAAACGUACCUUUUUGUAUCCAACAAAGGGUUUCAGUGCAAUAAGAAUUAAGGUGUGUCUCUUAGCUUUUACCUGCAAGCAAUAAUGAUGUUGUCAAGCAUUUCAGGUGAGACCAGCCCAGGAUUUUGGGGUGGGGAAAGACACUCUGUUAUACAGCAUCUUCAGUUCUUCCCUCAGAGGGAGGCAGAGACACCUUGAAGGGCUGAGUAUAAGGACAUGUACAGAGUGUCUUUUUAAAUAGUCACCAGAGCUGGGGGGGGAGGGGAACAGGAACAGACUUGUAACCAUAACUCAGUUGGACUUGUUUCUGAGAAGUCAGAUGCCAUGGAUUGGCUCCCUCACCGAACGGCUGCUUUUCUGUUCCUUUUGUUGGUACUCUUGGAUUUCAGCACAGGAUUUCAUGUAGAGGUAAUAUACAUUUAUUUAGAAACUAUUUUUCUGAUUAAACAAAAUGUAACAGAUGAAAAAAUCACAUGGAAAAUACUCAACUAAGACACUUCUGUACCUGAAGAUUGAAAACAUAUUUAAAUAUUAAACAGCUGCAGGUAAUAACCUGCUAACCCUCUCAAAAGAAAUUCACCUAAAUCUAAAUGAGUAUCUCAUACAAAUGAGUAAUUUAAAAAUAAACAUGUACAGUCAUAGAGUUUGGGGCCCACAGACAUGUAAAAAAGCACAUGGUAAAAAAUCACAUGGUCUACAAAAAUCUCUUUUCUUCUUACUGUUGGAAAUUAUAAUUCUCUGUAUUUAUUUAAAAUGGAUUGAGGUCACAUGAUACUGGAACUCUCUGUCAAAGGUAAAAGAAUGGGAUGAAAAUGGAAUGGCAAGAUGGAAAACCUUUAGAAGACAAAAACGUGAAUGGAUCAAAUUUGCUGCAGCCUGUAGAGAAGGAGAAGACAAUUCCAAGAGGAAUCCAAUUGCCAGAAUCCGAUCUGAUUGUGAAGAAAACAAUCCAAUCACAUACAGCAUCUCUGGAGUUGGAAUUGAUCGUGCACCCUAUGGAAUAUUUGUUGUCAACCCAAGAACAGGAGAAAUUAAUAUAACAUCAAUAGUGGAUAGGGAAAUAACACCAGUAUUUGUUAUACGUUGCUUUGCUAAACACUCAGUGACCGGUAUAGAUUUGGAACCACCUCUUGAACUUCGAGUCAGAGUCCUGGAUAUAAAUGAUAACCCUCCUGUAUUUGCACAAACUGUAUUUACAGGAUCUGUUGAAGAGAGCAGCAUGGACAACACACUGGUGAUGAAAAUCAUUGCAACAGAUGCGGAUGAACCUAACCACUUGAAUUCUAAAAUUGCCUUCAAAAUAGAAAGUCAGGAACCUUCUGGUCCACCCAUGUUCAUUAUGAAUAAAUACACAGGAGAACUCCAUCUUGCAAAUUAUCUUGAUAGAGAGCAACAUAGUAGCUACACUCUGGUUGUGAAGGCAUCAGACCGGGACGGGGCUGCAGAUGGAAUAUCAUCCCUUUGUAGCUGUAACGUGAAAGUUAUCGAUGUUAAUGACAACUUUCCAACUCUUGCUCAAAGCUCUUUUUCAGCAAGUAUUUCAGAAAAUUCACUCAGUUCAGAACUGCUACGAAUACAAGCUCUGGAUGCUGAUGAAGAGUUUACAGACAAUUGGUUAGCAGAGUUUUUCUUUAUAUCCGGUAAUGAAGAUAACUGUUUUGAAAUUGUUACAGAUCGAGCUACAAAUCAAGGAAUCCUUAGAGUAAUUAAGGAGCUGGAUUUUGAACAUAUGCGAACUCACUCACUGAUGAUUGGCGUCAGGAAUGUAGCUGCAUUUCACCACUCUGUUGCACAUGAGUACCAAAUAUUUGGGACACCCCUCACAGUAGAAGUAAAAAAUUUGAUUGAACCACCAAGAUUUCAUCCAUCUUCAGUUGUGUUUUCCCUGGCAGAAGGUGCAAGAGUGAAUUAUGUUGUAGGAACAUACACAGCCAUGGAUGAGGACACUAGAACCAUUGCAUCAAAUGUCGUAUAUAGUAUAGGACGUGACCCAGCUGCCUGGUUCAGAAUCAAUCAGAACACUGGUGAAAUCACACUGAACAAAGUUAUUACCCGGGAUUCCAUCUAUGUGGUCAAUGGGCAGUACCAAGCAGAGGUUCUGGCUAUCACCAGAGGGGUUCCUCGAUAUACUGCUACUGGCACCAUUGUGCUUUCAUUAGAUGGCAUCAAUGCCAAUUGCCCAACUAUUAAUACUGAAAUGAGGAAAGUAUGUAUGAAUUCCCCAUCGGUGAUUAUCUCAGCAAAGCAUAGGGAUGGUGAUCUCUAUGCUACCCCCUUCACAUUCAGCAUACAUGGUGAACCCCAGACUACAUGGAUUAUCAGACGAAUAAAUGAUUCCUCUGCAGAACUAGUGGGCCAGAAUAUAGACUUUUACCUUUACAGGAUCCAUGUUGUUGUAAGGGAUAGCCAAGGGCGGCGCUGUGCUCGACCACACAUAAUUCCUGUGCAAGCUUGCCAGUGCGAUAGUCGGAACUACUGCACCAGUGGGGCCACAAGAAUAAUUAUCAUUGGUGGUGGUGGUGGUGGCGCUGGUGGUGGUGGUGGCACUGCUGGUGGUGGUGGUGGUGGCACUGGUGGAGGAGGCCGGGAAGAGGGAGGACAACAAGGUGGUGGUGAUUAUGGCCAGACUAGACCUGGAGGAGGAGAUUUUGAGGACCACACAGAAUGGCAGGGUUAUACUGAUGGCUACGAAGGAGGUGAGGAUGGAUAUACUGCUUCCACUGAUGAUGGUUAUGCUGGAAAUGAAAAUUAUGGCAGGCAAUUCGAAUCAAACACCACACUUAGUGCUGCUGCCAUUGGCCUGAUGUUCCUCGGUGGAUUAAUAUUUGUUUUGAUUCCAAUUUUGAUGUCAAUGAGCGACUGCUGUGGCUGUGGACCUGGUGCUGCAGGUGGAGUUGGAACUGGAUUUGAACCUGUACCUGAAUGUACAGAAGGGGCAAUUCAUCCAUGGGGAAUAGAAGGUGCACAGCCUGAAGACAGGGAUGUCUCGCACAUUCUUGCCCCAACAACCGCUGCAGGAGGUGAUUUUGGUGAACCUUCUGAAAUAUAUAAUAACACAUAUGGAGGAGGAGGAGUAGUAGCUUCUGGUGUUGAAGAAACUACAGGUGUUGGCUACGGCACUGGCACUGGCUAUGGAACAGCUGGAGGAAUUUCUGGAACAGGGGAAGCAAAAGGGUCAAUUGGAGGAACAAUAAAAGAGUAUCGAGAAGGAGGAGUGAACAUGGCCUUCCUAGACAACUAUUUCUCUGAGAAAGCAUUUGUGUAUGCAGAUGAAGAUGAAGGUCGGCCAGCAAAUGACUGCCUAUUAAUUUAUGAUCAUGAAGGAGUCGGUACUCCUGUUGGCUCCGUGGGUUGCUGCAGCUUUAUUGGAGAAGAUACAGAUGAAACAUACUUGGAUACAUUAGGACCAAAAUUUAAGACCCUAGCAGAGAUCUGUCUGGGCAAAGAGAUCGAACCUUUCCCUGAUGCUAACCCACCCUGGCCAGGCGUCAACAUUCCCUUCCCCAGUCCUGAGAGUGAUCUAAACCUCCCGCCACCGGGCACCACCAUCGUUGUCAAUGGAAGUGCACCUAUGCCUCCCCCCGCUGGCACUACAACGGUUGUUACUGAAAACACCUACACAUCUGGGACAACCAUACAGCCCCCAAGGCCAAUGCCGGAUCCCUUGCUCCAUGGCAACAUGACGGUGACCGAGACCUACACCUCCAGCUCGCCCUCUCUUUGUGUUGACCCUCUGCGUGCAUCCAACGUCGUUGUGACAGAGAGGGUUGUUGGGCCUGCGUCUGCCUCUGAUUUGCGCGGCAUGCUAGAUAUCCCAGAUCUCACAGAGGGCUCCAACGUUAUCGUCACGGAAAGAGUAAUCGCGCCUAACUCCCGACUCCCGGCAUCUCUGAGCAUUCCUGAUUUGGUAGAUGGGUCAAAUGUUGUAGUGACAGAAAGGGUGUUCAGGCCUGCCUCCGGCAUGCCGGGCAGCCUAAUAAAUAUUCCCUCAGAGUUAUCCAAUGCCCACAACGUGGUGGUCACAGAGAGAGUAGUGUCAGGGGCUGGGAUGAGCAGCCUGGGAGGAACAAGCCUGGGAGGAGCAAAUCUGGGGGGCCUGAGCAGCACAGGUCAGAUGCUCAGUGCCGAAUGUCAUCUUGGUCAGGGAAUGGGCACAGCAUCUCCAGGCACCUCCCGGAGACGAGUGACAAAGUACAGCACUGUGCAGUACUCCAGUCAGUAAGGCCUCUGCUGGCACCCCUUCCUGCUGAAAUCGCCAUUUGCACCAACACUCAUUAGCUGCCACCCAUCAAGAAUAUUGUUAUUAUUUAUAACUAAGAAAUAGCGCUAAAAUUUCAGGGGUUCCUGCUUGUGUAAGGAUCUCUGACGGGUGCCCCAUUUUGAGGUCAAAUGCACUUUGUCAGUGAAGGGAAAAUACAAGCUAGCUUUAAAUUUCUUUCUUUCUCUCCACCUAGCACUGAAAGUGUAUAAAGAGACUAGUAUUUUUGGAGAGAUAUCUGAUUACCGAGGAGAGCACUGAGAGGGGAUCCUUGUGUGCACACAGCAUGAAUUAACGUCGUACAAAAGCAUGUUAAUAUUGUGUACAGCUGAGUGAUCUCUCACAAUAAGCAGAUUUGGGUUAAUAGGCCCUCACUGACAAGAGAGGAAAAGAAUGUAGUUAAUAAUUAGUCAACUCAAGACUAAAUAAGCACUUUCAAACGCAUCAUUUUACUUUGUAUGUAAUUCAAGAAGCGCUACAAAACGGCACUUUCAACCAUUUCUCCCAUCACCAACAAUAGUUAUAAAUAAUAAUUAUAUAAACAUAACACACCUCCAUUGCUUUCUGAAGUUCUCAGUAAACAAACACCCUGACACAGCCUACCAUACUGUUCCUGUCAUGGUGAGGAGCGAUUUGUCACAGCUGGUGCUGCCACAUUGACACUGUCACCCAAGAAGAUGUUGGCUUCAUCCUUUCUCCAUUGCCAUUACGGCUUUGCUUAAAUCUAAAAGGACUUCAGUGACAACCAGGAACUCUUAGUCAGAUUUUUGUGCCAAACUAUGACUACCAUUUAAAUUGCCAGUGUCAGGUUUUAUUAAGAGGUCUAUUAUAUACUGUGCCAAUUCUCAUCUCACAUACUGAUAAGAAAAGAAAAUCUUGGAAGCUUUGUGAUGUAAGGAGGCAAUAGCAAGUAUCAUAUUACUGACACUGGUAGCAGAAGUCUUCCUGAAAAGAAAAAAACACUUGGAAGCAAUAUAAAUUUGCUAAUAAGCAAUGUGGAGAAUUUUUAUUUCAUAUGUCAAUGUAUUUUGCAUUGAUAUUUUGAAAGUUUAUUUGAAUGUAUUAAUUGAAAAAGUCUUUAUGAGUUUAUAAACUUAAUUAAAUCUGGCUUUUAUUUUCCCAGAAAAACAGCUCUGCUGGACUCUGUUAUUCUAAUAAUACCUUAACAUGUCUUAGAAUAUGAUCUGAAGGACCAAAAUACUGAAAUAUAUCUUUUAUCUCAUUUUAUUUCUGUAUCAUAUGUAUAGUAACCAUAGCACACCCAACAUUGCUUCAGUGUAAAUAAAAUACAGUUAUAGGGAGGGACUAGCUAUUUUUGCUAGACCACCAAAUCCGUAGUUUUACUGCAAAUUUUGCUUCUUUGGCUUUGACAGAUAAGUUAGUGAAAAAUUUAAGAGUUGUCUGUGAACCUCCCACUCUAUAAAAUGGAAAAGAAACUCAAUUGUGUAUCCAGACUAACUUACCUCAGAAGGAACGGAUUACCAGUUUCUGAGUCUGAUACCAAGAAAAGAUUUCUUUAAAGAUGUUUUUGGAAAUGCAACUAGAUUUACUGUCAACCACAGCCUGCAGUGCCCCCUGAGUCAAUGCCACUGUCAACAUCAGUAAUCCCUAGGAGUCAUGACCAAAUCCAAGGCUACCUCCAGGAAAGGUCCCUUCCAUAGCUUCAGGGUCUUUUCUACAGCAACUGAACAUGCUAGAUGCUCUCCCCAUAAAAUCUGACAUAUUGCUGGUUUUGCUUCUAUCUGUAAUCUUGAUUAUCUUAAAUAUCACUAAAAUUGCAUUGACUUCAAAGGGAUUAGUCUUCCCUAUAAGUUAUGUACCAAGUGUAAUUAUGGUUUCUGGAACCAUUCUUUAAAGAAGGAAAAUAGGUACUAAUAUAUAAAGCUUUUAUAUCCUUUUACAUCUUGAGAAUUUUUGCAGAAGUUCACUAAAAUGCUGACAAACUCCCUUUCAUUUUGCUAACUACCUGUUUACAUUAAAAAGCAAAUAUUUAAAAUACAUAUUACUAUCUGGUAUACAAAAAGCCUAUGUAAUACAGCCAAACCCCUCUAGAAAAUAUUGUAAUGUAAAAAAAGAAAGUUAAGUCUAGUGUAAAUAUUUCCAUAAUCAUCUUAAGCAAAUCAGAAAUACUUUUCUGAAUUGUGUUCAAAGUAAUGAAACUAGUCUUCAGGAGCACAUGCUGAAUUCCUUGAACAGGAAUGCUGUGUGAAGUAUGAGUGUCUGAACUAUGGUCUCUUGCAUGUCUAGAAAUAGGGGAAGAAUGAAUAGGAAAAAAAUAGAGAAAUAGAAAACUAAUAGAAAAAUAGAGAAAAAUGUUGUUUCAAAGGACAGAUUUUGAUUUUGUGGUGGUUGUCUACUUCUAGUACUAUCUUUUACCAACUCUAUUAAUUAUUAUGUAAUACAACUUCUUGAAGUAUUUCUAGCAUCUUUUAAUAUUGGUUUCUCACAACAAACAGCAAUUGCAUUAUCCCGUGCGCUUCUGAAUAUUAAGUCCUAUUGUUGUGUAAUUUUUACAAACUUCCUAAAAAUUGUUUUCUUAGUGAAUUGAGGAUUCUUUAAGGUUCAAAUCUUUUAGAUUCAAAUUGUGGAAGAAAAAAUGCAUGUGAAGAUGUGAACAAAUACUUGGUUCAUUAAAAAUUCUGUUCAAAUUCUUUUUCUAGCUUUAUUGUUUAAAAAAUAGCAUAUAGUUUAAUUCUGGCCAGCAGACAUUAGUUUUGUUUCUUUUCUUCCAGUUGUAAUUUAAAAGCCUGUUUGCUGUCUUACCUUUAAUCGUACUGUUUAAUAAUGAAGAAGGAAUGGUUUUCAGGGAAGAAAGACAGUGGUGAUAUCAGUUCUGCUCUAAACCACUCAAGAGAAAUGCUCUGACUUAAAGUCAGCAACAUGCAGUACCAAGUGUAUGGCUUGCUUUUUUUUUUUUUUUUUUUACUCGGGUUUAUUUGGGAAUAGGAUCCUACAGUUUUAAACAGGCUCAGUGAGAUCUUGGUAUGAUGAGAAGUAUACUGACAUGGAAGAAAACAGAGCCACAAGCUGCUGAGGGUCUCGUUAGAUUUCUAUCUUAGGAGCACUGUCUCAAUUUGAACUGCAAGUUUCAAUACUUUUUACUUUGUCCUAAUUCUGUAGUAAUAAAUAACACUUUUAAACAGUUGUGAGCAGCACUUACUAUGCGCAACAUGAAAAGGCCACACAAUUUAAGCACCAGUUAAAAAAAAUUCUGCCAUUUUGCUUGAAUUAACAUAACUGCAUAAUUCAAAUGCUCCUCAAUGAUGAGUCACCAAAUGCAUCAUUUUAAUUUUAUUUAAAAUAUAAGUAAUAUUACUGUGGGCUUGUGUUUUCAUAAAUAAAAAUAUUAGAGGUUUGUUUGUAAUAAUUUCUGAAUGGCACUGAAAAAAUACAAUAAAUGAUCAUUUGGAACAUCAUGUUUUACAUAGAGUGGCUCAGAAUAUUUUUUCUAUUUAUCAGUGGGAAAUACAGUUUCCUUAAAACUGAUGGGUUUUUUAAGAAAAAAAAUCUCCUUCUUUCAUGAAAAUAAAAAAUUGAAGGUGUUGAUUUAGAAAGUCAGGCAAUUCCAAAACAAAAUUAUUUCAUGUGUCAAAUUGACUACAAUAUUUUAUUUCAGGUUGUCAAGCAGAAAUGUGUGUCCGGUCUCACAAGAAUUACAGUACAAUUUCCUCAACCCAUCAUUCUCUGCAUUGUUCUCUCUCUUUAGACAGCCUUUUCUGUGAUACCCUUCUGUCCUGCAACUCUGAAACAGUGCUUCAGAGGAGCUAUAAAUUAAUGCUGGACUACAAGCCACAGAGAGAAGGACAGCAGAAGUCUCUAGAAACACGGUAUUUGGGCAGCACAGGCAUCACAGGUACAUUCAGUGCAUAUUGGUCAGAAUGAGUUGAACCAAGGAAAACACUUUGGUUCUAAAAUCAAAUUUCUUUCUAAUAUUCCAGAUCGGUGUUCACGACAAUAAUUAUUUUUUGUACAGAGAUUUUUUUCAAAAAUUUUUAUCUGAACUCAGUAAAGUACUGCUUUGAAAAACAGUAUCAUGUAUUAAGCAAAUGUCAUCUAAUCUAUCAUUUUAUUUUACCUUAGCACUUUGACAUCUUAUUUCUGCAGUUUCAUACAGAAUGAUUAUGGGCACUCAUACAUAUUUCAGAUAAUGAUUUCAGUGUCUUUUCAGGAAGUUAAAAGAAAAGAAUGUCCAUCUUCAAAUUUAUAGCAACUUUGCUAUCAGUCUGAUGAUGCUGCCAAUUCCAGUGCAACAAAGAUAAUGUAUCAUUUCUCUUUAGUGUAUUUAGAACCUGCCUAAACAGAAAUGAACCAAAGCUAUGUUACACAUCAGUUUUUAUGCUCAAGCAACUUGAGCUGAAAUAUAUGGGAGUACUGAUACAAGUCAAAAAUGGGUCAAUAGAAAAUGUUAUUUAAUAUUCCAAGCGCGCUUAAAUUUUUGAAAAAGGAGAAUAUGACAAAAUUACAACUGAUGGCAGUGUUAGAUGCAUGUUUGUAUAAAGAUGAAUCUGUCAUGCUUUCUUAUUGUGACCAUAUGUUAAAUAGCAUCUUGUAAUUCAGGAUACAGUGAAAUAAGUUAUGAAAAAGAACAGUCACAAAAUGACAACUUAGGAAACAAAAGCUGCUUAGUUGACACCCGUCACAUAUCCUGACUUCUGAUGUUCCUCAUGUGCUCUUGGGCUUACGUGCAAAUUCAGAUAGUUGCCAGUUUAAUUUUUUAUUUUUUCUACUUUUUGGGAAAGCUCUAAAGAACAACAACAAAAGCAACAACAAAAAAUAUUAUUACUAUUUACUUACUAAUUACUAUUACUACCCUAUUAUAUUAGGCUUCCUUGCAGAUCCUUCAUUAAAGAUUGGUUUCAAGCCAGUCAAAAUCUAGGUAAAACAAAUGAGUUUUUUACCUGCAGGCUUUGAUUUUACAGUUUUCCAGUACCAAAGAUCUAGGCAAGGGUCUGUUCCUCUGCCAGUUACUGCAGGCUCAGGCUGUCAGGGAGGUGAAUUGUGACACCAGAACAGGACUCAAGAGACAAAGGCUCCCCAGGAUUCCCUACAGGAUCUUGGUAAGUUGUUUAAUUUUUCUGAAUUUUCAAUAAAUUUUCUUUGAAAAGGGGAAUUGCAAAUUAAUCUCUUCCCCUUAGGAAUAUGAUUACAAAUUCAUCAAUGACUGCAAGAUGCUCAGGCGUUAAGGUGUUUUGGUAACCCCCAUAAAUACGUUGUCAGCCAUGUGCCUGAAGCACAUAUGCAGAGGGACAUCUGGAGUCUUUGAUGUUGAAUGUCUAUUAUAUGAAUGCUAUUUGACUGUAAAAUCCACUCUAGAUCAAAUGUUUGAAUAUAAAUAGCAAAAUAACAGCUAUUGGACAUGCAAAAUUUAUAAAUACUAGUAGGAAAGUAAUGCUUUUCUUGUGUUGUUUCUGGAUAUGUACAUCUGGCUUUUAUCGUUUUGACCUUCUUAGUUAAUAUAUAACUGAAUAAAAGACACCAUGGUAAGCUGUAAGCACCCCAAGAGCCUUAGAAAGGGACUGGGAAAAUUCAUGUGUAACAGGUCAACAAAUACAAACUAAACUGGAAUAAAGGGGGAAAAGAGAGGGGGAAAAAAUUCUAAUUCUGGGAAGUGCUUUAGACCACAGCACCAUCCAUUCAAGAAAUUAAAGAAAAAAUAAGUGCACACAAAGUUAUAAGGUCAGAGUUUACAGCAACCUUCCAGUACCUGGAGAGGGCCUACAAGAGAGCUGGAGAAGAACUUUUUACAAGGGCAUAUAGUGAUAGACAAUGAAGAGUGGCUUUAAACUGAAAGAGGGUUUAGAUUAGAUAUUAGUAAGAAAAUCUUUAUUGUGACAGUGAUGAGACACUAUGCCCCAUCCCUGGAAAUGUUCAAAGCCAGGCUGGUUGGGGCUUUGAGUAACCUGAUCUAAUGGAAGGUGUCCCUGCCUCUUUUUGCAGGGCUGCUCUCUGGUCUUUCCUCUCCCAGUUUAUACUUGUGAUCAAUUUUACUCCAUCCCAGGUACAGAAUCCACCAUUUCAACUUGUUAAAUUUUAUUCCAUUAAUCACUGCCCAAUACUCCAAUCUAUCUAGAUCUCUCUGCAAGUCAUCCCAUCCAGGGAGCUGAAACUAGAUGAUCUUUAAGGUCUUAAGAUUCUGUUAUUCUACAUCCCCAAUCACUAAUAAACAGCACCUAACUACAUCAGCAGCCCCUCUCAUGUCACCAGGAGAUGCUGAAUAGGAAAGCCUGGUGCUUUAAAGGACUGGAGCUCACUGUCCCAUCUAACUUGCUUAUGUUUUAUUCAGUCAAACUUGAAUAAUGCAAAUGCAAACUGAAGAGAUCAGUUCAACAGAUCAAUUCUAGCACUAUCUUUCCUGACAAAUGGCCAUCCUAACCCUAAGAAUUUCCAGAAAGGAGGAUUCAACAAGCUCCCAGUUGUCUUUUUGCUCCUACUGGAAAGUUCAACUGAUAGUUUACUUAAAUCUUCCUUUACUGCAAUUUGUCAUUCUUUGCAAAUGCAGAGAGCACAUAAGUCCUUUCUAAUGUAACUUUUAGAAAUCACGGACUCAAAAUCAGGGAUUGGUUUGGAAGGCUUCUUAAAAGAUUUUCUAGUCCAGUCUCUCGGGCUUGUGAUUAGUGCCUUAGUGAAGUUUCCUCCAGUUUCCAGCCUAAACUUCAGGUCAGUUGAUAUCUGGCUUUCUGCCUGCAUUGUUCUUCAGUUGGAGCCCUCUUUUCUUUGCUAAACCAGCCCUUUCUAAGGUUACCUACCGACAUAGCGCAGAGGCACACACAAUAGUUUUACAUUUAUUAGCUCAUAUGCCUCAGUUGUUACAGGAAAAAUAAUAGAAUAAUACUCUUUUUCUUCUGAGACUGGGAAUAUCACAUUCCUGACUCUACAGUCCCUGAAAACUUACACUGUACCAUUGCAGCUAAGACUGGACUUGACAGAUUAGAGUAAGAACAGCAGAUUUUUUCCAAGGCGCAACUUUUCAAAAUUAUCUUUCUGUUGAAUACAGUUCAGUUGUUCAGCACUGAUGAAAAUUCACAGACCAAAAGGAGGCUAAUAUUUCUACUUAUGCCCAACACAAGUAUAAUAUGGGAAAGGAGUGGUUGCAGAGCAGCCUGCAGAGGGGGAUUGGGGGUGUUGGCUAGCAGGAGGCUCAGUGGGAAUCAGCAUUGCCCUGGCAGCCCUGAGAGCAACCCUCAACCUGGGGUACAUCAAACACAGCACACCCAGUCAGUCUUAAAAGGAAAUUAUUCCAUUGUGUUCAGUGUUGGUGUGACCUCACUUGGAGCACUGUGUGCCCCACACAACCUAAGAACGAUGUGAAGGUCUUUAAUGUGUCCAGAGGAGAACAACUAAGCUGGUGGAAGGAAUGUUCUAGGAGAAGUGUCUGAGGACUGUGGGUUUGUCUAGCUUCGAGAGAAGAAGGCUAAGGGGCAGCCUCUUUACUUCCUACCUCUCAAAAAGAAGUGAAGAGGGAGGGGUUGAUCUAUUCUCCCUGCUACCCAGUGACAAGACCUGUAAGUUCUACCAGGGGAGUUUCAAACUGGACAUCAGGAAGCAUUUCUUUAAUGAGAGGCUUAAUGAGAGUUAAAACACUGGAACAGGCUUCCUGGAGAGAUGGUUGAU
Molecule: messenger RNA, 13114 nt
Organism: Motacilla alba alba
Lineage: Eukaryota; Metazoa; Chordata; Aves; Passeriformes; Motacillidae
Product: desmoglein-1-like
Exons: 15
Coding region: 2063-5467 (1134 amino acids)
Biological process (GO): homophilic cell-cell adhesion
Cellular component (GO): desmosome; plasma membrane
Molecular function (GO): calcium ion binding
Source: RefSeq, a predicted model, not a curated record